This is a messenger RNA of Chrysochloris asiatica (Cape golden mole), 2928 nucleotides long. RefSeq names its product WW domain containing adaptor with coiled-coil (gene WAC). NCBI's taxonomy places the organism in Eukaryota, Metazoa, Chordata, Mammalia, Afrosoricida, Chrysochloridae. Gene Ontology annotation, molecular function: RNA polymerase II complex binding; chromatin binding. Gene Ontology annotation, biological process: positive regulation of TORC1 signaling; regulation of autophagy. The record is from RefSeq and is a predicted model, not a curated record. Gene Ontology annotation, cellular component: nucleus.
GCCCGCCGCCCGCCUCUCGCGGCCGCUCUCCCCCCUCCCCCGACACACACUCACAGGCCGGGCAUUGAUGGUAAUGUAUGCGAGGAAACAGCAGAGACUCAGUGAUGGCUGUCACGACCGGAGGGGGGACUCGCAGCCUUACCAGGCACUUAAAUAUUCAUCGAAGAGUCACCCCAGUAGUGGUGAUCACAGACAUGAAAAGAUGCGAGAUGCCACAGGUCCUUCACCACCAAAUAAAAUGUUGCGGAGAUCUGAUAGUCCUGAAAACAAAUAUAGUGACAGCACAGGUCACAGUAAGGCCAAAAACGUGCAUGCUCACAGAGUUAGAGAAAGGGAUGGUGGGACCAGUUAUUCUCCACAAGAAAAUUCACACAACCACAGUGCUCUUCAUAGUUCAAAUUCACAUUCUUCUAAUCCAAGCAAUAAUCCAAGCAAUAAUCCAAGCAAAACUUCAGAUGCACCUUAUGAUUCUGCAGAUGACUGGUCUGAGCAUAUUAGCUCUUCUGGGAAAAAAUACUACUACAAUUGUCGAACAGAAGUUUCACAGUGGGAGAAACCAAAAGAGUGGCUUGAAAGAGAACAGAGACAGAAAGAAGCAAACAGGAUGUCAGUCAACAGCUUCCCAAAAGAUUACAGAAGAGAGGUGAUGCAAGCAACAGCCACCAGUGGGUUUGCCGGUGGAAUGGAAGACAAGCAUUCCAGUGAUGACGGUAGUUUGCUCCCACAGAAUAUUUUGUCUCAAACAAGCAGACACAAUGACAGAGACUACAGACUGCCAAGAGCAGAGACUCACAGUAGUUCUACGCCAGUACAGCACCCCAUCAAACCAGUGGUUCAUCCAACUGCUGCCCCAAGCACUGUUCCUUCUAGUCCAUUUACGCUACAGUCUGAUCACCAGCCAAAGAAAUCAUUUGAUGCAAAUGGAGCAUCCACUUUAUCAAAACUGCCUACACCCACAUCUUCUGUGCCUGCACAGAAAACAGAAAGAAAAGAAUCUACAUCAGGAGACAAAUCUGUAUCACAUUCUUGCACAACUCCUUCUACAUCUUCCGCCUCUGGACUGAAUCCCACAUCUGCACCUCCAACAUCUGCUUCAGCAGUUCCUGUUUCACCUGUUCCCCAGUCACCAAUACCUCCAUUACUUCAGGACCCAAAUCUUCUUAGACAGUUGCUCCCUGCUUUGCAAGCUACGCUGCAGCUUAAUAAUUCUAAUGUGGAUAUAUCCAAAAUAAAUGAAGUUCUUACAGCAGCUGUGACACAAGCCUCCCUUCAGUCUAUAAUUCAUAAAUUUCUUACUGCUGGACCAUCUGCCUUCAACAUAACUUCCCUGAUUUCUCAAGCUGCUCAACUCUCUACACAAGCCCAGCCAUCUAAUCAGUCUCCGAUGUCUUUAACAUCUGAUGCAUCAUCCCCAAGAUCUUACGUGUCUCCAAGAAUAAGCACACCACAGACUAACACAGUUCCUAUCAAACCUUUGAUUAGUACUCCUCCUGUUUCAUCACAGCCAAAGGUUAGUACUCCAGUAGUUAAGCAAGGACCAGUUUCACAAUCAGCCACUCAGCAGCCAGUACCUACUGAGAAACAUCAAGGUCAUGAACCUGCUUCUCCAAGAAGUCUUCAGCGCUCAAGUAGCCAGAGAAGUCCGUCACCUGGUCCAAAUCAUACAUCUAGUAGUAAUGCAUCAAAUGCAACAGUUGUACCCCAGAAUUCAUCUGCCCGACCUACAUGUUCAUUAACACCUACGCUAGCAGCACACUUCAAUGAAAAUCUCAUAAAACAUGUUCAAGGAUGGCCUGCAGAUCAUGCAGAGAAACAGGCAUCAAGAUUGCGUGAAGAAGCCCAUAACAUGGGAAGCGUCCACAUGUCAGAAAUAUGUACUGAAUUAAAAAAUUUAAGAUCUUUAGUCCGAGUAUGUGAAAUUCAAGCAACCUUGCGAGAGCAGCGGAUACUGUUUUUGAGACAGCAAAUUAAGGAACUUGAAAAGCUAAAAUCAGAAUUCCUUCAUGGUGUGAAGAUGUGAAUAAUUGCACAUGGUUUUGAGUACAGGAACUAUAAAUCUGUUGCCCAAUCUUAACAUUUUUGAGCUGCAUUUAAGUAGACUUUGGACCGUUAAGCUGGGCAAAAGAAACGACAAGGGGAUGGGUCUUUGAGAGUCAAUUCAGGGGAAAGAUACAAGAUUGAUUUGUAAAACCCUUGAAAUGUAGAUUUCUUGUAGAUGUAUUCUUCACGUUGUAAAUAUGUUUUGUAGAGUGAAGCCAUGGGAAGCCAUGUGUAACAGAGCUUAGACAUCCAAAACUAAUCAAUGCUGAGGUGGCUAAAUACCUAGCCUUUUACAUGUAAACCUGUCUGCAAAAUUAGCUUUUUUUAAAAGGAAAAAAAAAAUUGGGGGGUUAAUUUAUCAUUCAGAAAUCUUGCAUUUUCAAAAAUUCAGUGCAAGCGCCAGGCGAUCUGUGUCUAAGGAUACAAUUUUGAACCAUAUGGGCAGUGUACAAAUAUCAUGAACCAACUGUUUCCACACUUGCACCUGAUCAAGAGCAGUGCUUCUCUAUUUGUUUUCAUUUCCCGUGUGUUCCAUUUCCUUCCGAAAUCCUCGGUCUGAUUUUAUCCAUUUUUUAAAGGCUCCUCUUUUUCUCCUUUCUUAAGGCACUGUUGCUAUGGCACUUUUCUAUAACCUUUUCAUUCCUGUGUACAGUAGCUUAAAAUUGCAGUGAUUGAGCAUAACCCACUUUGUUUGUAUAAAUUAUUGAAAUCCAUUUGCACCCUGUAAGAAUGGACUUUAAAGUACUGCUGGGCAUGUGUGCUGAAAGUACAUUGAUUGCUCAUAUAUGUGGAAAAUAGCCCAAUGAACAUGGUUGUGGGAGGGGAAAGAGGAAACAAAGCUAGUCAGAUGUGAAUUGUAUCUGUUGUAAUAAACAUGUUAAAACAAAC